GAUCGAUCCGCCCACCACUAGCGUGGAGCUGAAACCAGAGACUCACAGAGAGGAGGUCGCUGUAGUAGUUGUCCAAAAAAAAAAAAAAAAAAAAGUUACAAAAACUCGCAGGAAAAACGAUUCGUCUCGCGUCGUUUACAUGGUGGACAACUACGGACUCGGGGGUAAUUAUUUGUUGAUAUGAACAAUUCGCUCGGGGUGGGGAAAAACAGCCACAUUUAGCUCGGGCUCGCGGACUCGUGCUAACGGUUAGCUUACGGGGGGAGCUACUGGGCUAGCUGGCUAGCGAGGUCCAGCCCAAAAGUUGUUUACCCAGAGAAGUUGUGGAUGUGGUCACCCCCCGAGAUAUUUUUCCCCCUAAUUUUUCUCUGUGAUAAGAGAGCAAGGACCAAAUAUUCACACUGGAUUUAACACUGCGCGCUGUUAGGAAACUAGCAGAAUGUCCACAGAGGUUGAGAGCAGUCCGGUUGACUCGGGUUUGACAGCGGCCAGUUCCAGCGGAGGAGAGGGCGACAAGAACCAAAACAAGUCCGAGGGCUCCCACCUGCACACGACGGGCUCGGAGAAGCAGCCGGCGGACGGUCCCGGCUCCGGCACCGGCUCCGGUUCGGAGGCGGCCGCCGCCAAGAAAUGCAAAGAAAACGAUAAAGAAAACGACCAAAGCGGCGCCGCUGACUCGGCUGUCGAGGCGGUGAAGAGCAAAGUUGUGGAGGCUCCUCCACCCAAAGUCAACCCGUGGACUAAGAGGACCACGGGCAGGGUGCCGGUCAACAACAUCAGCUCCCCCCCGGAGAAAGAACAACAAAAUGCUCUGAAAGUCGUCCGAGCCAGCAAACCCCGACCGAGAAAAUCAAGCAAGUCCAGUGACUUCAGCGACAUCACAAACUGGCCCACACCUGGAGAGCUGGCCAAAGAGCAGCAACAAAAUGUCCUCAACAACAACGGAAAGAAGCCGCCUCCGUCGCGCCGAGAGAAGGAGAAGAGGAGGGAGCGGCCGGAGAGGAAAUCUGAGAGCAGCCAUGACGGAGGCGAGAGCAAAGAGAACCAGGAGGCUCAGCCCGACCCGCUGGGAGAGCUGCCCAAAGACGGAGAGUCGAAGACGGGACAGGACGCCAAGAACGGCAGCCUGAAGAAGAGAGGAGGUGAGGGUAACAAACGUAAGUGGGUUUCUCUGCCGCUGGAGGACGCGUCCCACGACGACGGCGACAAGACGCCCGGCGGGGGCCUGGACUCAGAGCCCAACGGCGACGCGCCCGACCCCACGUCGCCCAAUCAAACGCUCCAUAAUAACAGGGCUCAUGAUAGCAGCAGGAGUUGGAGACGAGAGCCGCGGGACUAUGGAGACGACAACAGGAGCGACGGUGGCAGCGUUCGUGGAGGAAUACGAGGCCGAGGGAAAGGUCGCGGACGUGGGAGAGGACGCGGGCGAGGUCGGUACGAGUACCCUCUGAGCUUCCGGGACUCUCAGUCGUCCGACGGCUCGGUUCAGGUUCCCUCAGAGUUCGGCACCAACAUGGUUUACUACUACGACGACGGCAGCAAGGUGCAGAUGUACACGGUGGAUGAAAAGCUCCUUAAGGAAUACAUCAAACGCCAGAUCGAGUAUUACUUCAGCCUCCACAACCUGGAGCGAGACUUUUUCCUGAGGAGGAAAAUGGACGCGCAAGGUUUCCUCCCCAUCUCCCUCAUCGCCAGCUUCCACAGAGUCCAGGCUCUCACCACCGACGUCAGCCUCAUCAUGGAGGCUCUGAAGAACAGCACAGAGGUGGAGCUGGUGGACGACCGGGUUCGCUGUAAAAUGGACCCCGAGCGCUGGCCCAUCCCCGCCCCCAACGUCGUCGGAUCCCCUCGCACCGACUUCUCCCAGCUCAUCAACUGCCCCGAGUUUGUCCCUCGACAGACGCUGAGCUCCACAGGUUCCGCUUCAUCGCCGCCCGCGAAGGAGUCGCCUGUCGAGUCUGCGCCGCCUCAGGACUCGGCCGAACCCGCCUCCUCCAGCCCGGAGUCGCUCCCGACCGCGGAGGACUCCAAAGACGCCCCCGCGCCCCAGCCCAAGCCCGACCCGGACGCCUGGAUCCAGGUGGAGAAACGCCACAGACCACCCUCCGGAAAGGCAAAGCAAGCUACUGAUGAUGUGCUUGUUGUCAGCUCCUCUCCCCCCUCAACGCUGCAGCCCGACCUCCUCCCCUCUCCAGGCGACAGCAAGCCGCCGCCUCCUCCCCGCCACCAGGCUCCUCCGCAGUCCGAACCCGACCAGGAGGAGCUGGACUUCAUGUUCGACGAGGAGAUGGAGCAGAUGGCGCCCAGGAAGAACAAGUUCACGGACUGGUCGGACGAGGACGACUCGGACUACGAGCUGGACGACCAGGACGUCAACAAGAUCCUCAUCGUCACCCAGACUCCUCCCUACAUCCGCAAGCACCCCGGCGGCGACCGGACCGGCAACCACGAGUCCCGGGCCAAGAUCACCACCGACCUGGCCAAGGCCAUCAACGACGGGCUGUACUACUACGAGCAGGACCUGUGGAAGGGAGAGGAACAGAUCGAGUGCAGCAAGCAGGAAGUGGAGAACUUCAAGAAGCUGAACGUCAUCAGUAAAGAUGAGUUCGACACACUCACCCCUAAAGUUCCCGUUGAGCCGAACCAGGAACUCCCACCUCCUCCUAUGCCAGUGGACAGCGGGGUAGAACUGGCUCGUUCUUUGCCUACGACGGUGCCGGAGUCGCCCAGCGCUCACCAACCCCGAACCCCUCGAACGCCUCGCACGCCGGGGCGCCAGGACCCCAACAAGACGCCGCGCUUCUACCCGGUCAUGAAGGAGAGCGGCGCCAUCGACGGACAGAUGCCGAGGAAGAAGAAGACCCGCCACAGUUCGAACCCUCCUCAGGAGGCCCACAUCGGCUGGGUGAUGGAUUCCCGUGAACACCGGCCGCGUUCUGCGUCCAUCAGCAGCUCUAAUGCGUCUCCGUCAGAGGGGGCGCCGCUGUCCGGAGGUUAUAGCUGCACCCCCCAGUCUCUGCCCAAGUUCUGGCAUCCAUCCCACGAGCUGCUGAGGGACAACGGCUUCACCCAGCAGGGAUACCACAAGUACCGCCGAAGGUGCCUCAACGAGAGGAAACGGUUGGGGAUCGGCCAGUCUCAGGAGAUGAACACCCUGUUCAGGUUCUGGUCCUUCUUCCUCAGGGACAACUUCAACAGGAAGAUGUACGAGGAGUUCAAACAGUGCGCGGUGGAAGACGCCAAAGACAAUUACAGGUAUGGACUGGAGUGUCUCUUCAGAUACUACAGCUACGGUUUGGAGAAGAGAUUCAGGUUAGAUCUGUUCAAGGACUUUCAGGAAGAGACCCUCCGAGACUUUGAGAAAGGUCAGCUGUACGGACUUGAGAAGUUCUGGGCCUUCUUGAAAUACUCGAAGAUGAAGAACCAGCCCAUCGACCCGAAGCUGCAAGAACACCUCUCCCAGUUCAAGAACCUGGAGGACUUCAGGGUGGUGCCCCCGAUGGGAGAGGAGGGAGGCAGGAGAAGACGUCACUCGUCCUCGGCCGGGGACGAGGGGAGACGUCGGCGACAUCCUUCCAACACUACCUCAAAGCCCACGCAGGCCUCCAAAUCCUCCGCCGCGGCUUCACAAGCGGCCGCCGCCGCCGCCGCCGCCUCGGCCGCCACCACACAGACCACGCCCAAAGAUAACCCCCAGAAAACAGCAACAGCCUCAGCAGCCGCCGCCCCCCAGGGGAAGAAGACCGACGCCAGAGCCGGGAAGAAGGAAAGCGUUUCUACGAAUAAAUGAAGCCCCCUCCUCCUCCUCCUGGUGCGGGUUUGGAUUGAAGAGAAGCAGAGCGAGGCGGCGGCGGCGGCGGCGGCGGCUCCUCCUCCUCCUCCACUCAGCUCAGCGUUCACUCUUUUCAGCUGCAAACUGUUUGAGUUUGAAGAGAGACUGAGCGCGGUUGACUUAAAGUUGAUUGUUUUUAUCAGUGCAUUUCAUUUUUAAAGCAAGCAAGCAAGCGUAGGCAGUGAAUGUGUUCGCUCUGACCGCUCCUAACGUUUACAAAAACAAACAUACAAAAAAAAAAAAAAAAAAAAAUGCAUUCCUUGCAUUUUUUUUUGCCUUUUUAUUCUCACAGAUGCCAAACUCUUCAUCGAGUAUCAAGCUACAAGAUGUAAAAAAAACUGCUCCGGUCUGUGACGAGCUGUUAAACUGUGAUUCUGGUUUUGCCAAGAUACUAAGAGAUACUGCAUUUGGUCUUGCGUGCCUUAAUUUUACUCACCGGGACGUCAGGAGUGCGGUCAGUGACUAAACUAUCCAAAAACUUCUUUUUUCAAAGUCUUCCUCGUUGGUUAUUUGGAGCUUAAACGUGUUUAAAACUGACGCCACGCGCUGGUUCUUUCUUUCAGUUUUCAUCGUGACAAUCAAGUUUGACGGCUGCAUUUAUGAAUUUGACAGGACUGACCCCCCGAAGCUGCUGGUCCAUAACACGUGUUUUUUCAGUCUGACUGACGGGACAGCUCGACUACAGUGUUGGUUUUUAAUUAAAACCUGCAGAAUUAUGACAAAUUUAACUGGGAUGCUUUACUUUUCAGUCCCGUUUUUUUUUUUUUUUUUUUUUUGUACCCCCAGAGGUAGUAUAAUUUAUUGUUUUUAUUUUUCCAUUUACUUGAUUGAUGGAAUAGUCUUAGGUAAUCGUUGCAGUUUUUAAUGGCUUUCGCUCUUGACUAUGAUAUUAAAAAAAAAAAAAAAAAAAAGAUGUUUCUGCUGGAAUUAUGGGUGUGAGCUAGCAUCAUAAAACUACAGUAUAUUUUAGCUUGAAGAUUUCACCACAUUAUGUUUGAGGCUUGGUGCUCUAGAGCACUUGAAUCGUUAACUUUCCUUUUACUUCAUCGAUGGACUUAAAAGAGGAUUUUUAGAGUUGAAUUUAAAAGAAAAAAAAAUGUAAAUACUAUAAAAAAUCAUUUGCUAUUCAAUUAUUCUUUUGAUUUUAAAGAAGUGAUUUGUUUUAUUGGUAGCGUGGUUUUGAGUGUGUUUUAGGAUAAAGCAGUGCAUGUUUAAUGACUUGUAAAAUGCAAAAAAAUAUAAAAUAACAGUUGAUUGUA
Messenger RNA from Mugil cephalus (flathead mullet), 5091 nucleotides. RefSeq names its product La ribonucleoprotein 1B (gene larp1b). The transcript is spliced from 20 exons. Gene Ontology annotation, biological process: mRNA stabilization; positive regulation of translation. Lineage: Eukaryota; Metazoa; Chordata; Actinopteri; Mugiliformes; Mugilidae. The record is from RefSeq and is a predicted model, not a curated record. Gene Ontology annotation, cellular component: cytosol; cytoplasmic stress granule. The coding region runs from base 440 to 3790 and encodes 1116 amino acids. Gene Ontology annotation, molecular function: RNA cap binding.